Messenger RNA from Eupeodes corollae, 1152 nucleotides. RefSeq names its product 32 kDa beta-galactoside-binding lectin. Gene Ontology annotation, molecular function: carbohydrate binding. Bases 114 to 1082 code for a protein of 322 amino acids. The transcript is spliced from 3 exons. The record is from RefSeq and is a predicted model, not a curated record. Lineage: Eukaryota; Metazoa; Arthropoda; Insecta; Diptera; Syrphidae.
UCGAACUUACCCGUUGAAGUUAGUUUACAUAAGUUUGGUGUGUUAACGAACUGUUUUAACAAUUUGUUUUUUUUUUUUUAAUUGUCGUAGUGUAUAAACAUUAAAUUAUAAAAAUGUUAACUGAAUUCACUGGAAAUCUAGCUCAUCACCUAGAAUUUGGACACUCACUUGUUAUUGUGGCAAAAACAAUUGAUGGAGCAUCUAGAUUUCAUAUAAACCUAUGCACAUCUAAGACUUCAGUAAAUCCCGAGUGUGAUGUUGGCUUACGUUUGUCGUGCUAUUUUCGCGAAGACAACAUUACACGAAAUUCCCGCCAAAAUGGAACAUGGGGUGAAGAGGAGACUAACAUCAACUUGGACGAGCAUACAGCUCGAAAUCCAAUAGUUUCUGGGGAUUUUUUCAUGCUUUACAUAUUCGCAACUGAAGAGAAAUUUUACAUUUCCAUAAACAGCAAACCUUUCUGCACUUUCCAACAUCGCAUUCCAUUGGAAUCAAUUCGUACUCUUGAGAUCCGCGAUCAUAUUCAAACCAUUAAACAAAUUGAUCAUCGUUCCGCCUUUCCCAUACCUUGGCCAGCCAUACAUGCUUCGGAUUUUGGUAAAUCUUUUAGCAAUGAUAUUCCAAUAUUAUUUAGUCCCGGACAUGUGAUUGUCAUUACGGCUAGAUGUUUCGACAACAAGAAGGGACAAUUCAUCAUAAAAUUCACAGAGAGUGAUACAAAGCGGGAAGAGUUGCAUUUUAGUGUGCGAUUUGACCAGAAGGUAGUUGUUCGAAAUAAUAUGAACAAAAGUUUUGAAUUCGGUCCGGAGGAAAGACACGGAGGUUUUCCAUUCACAUUUAAUCAACAAUUUACUUUAGCGAUAGCAUUUGCGGAGCAUGAAUUCCUGUUUGCCGUUGAUGGAAGGCCAUAUAGUUCUUUUGCUUAUAGAACGCCUAAUGUAUUGUCGAACUUAGUGGGAUUCAAGAUUACCUGCAUAAAUGGACUCAGAAUGCAUGUUACACGAGUAGACCAUGUUCAAAUGGGAGAUGUAUCGUGUAGAGGCUUUGAAAGCUACUCAGCGUAUGGUUACGAAAUCGCGUAAAUUCAUUUUUUUUUGUUGGUUAUUUUAUAAAAUAAAAUUGUUUUUACACAUUAAAUGGGUGUCCGUAAUA